GGAGGAGCCAGUCCCAAAACACGUAAAAUAUUAUUAAAAAGGUUUUUUUCACGUGUUUGUAAGACAGCCACUCCAGAUCUGUCUGCUUUUAUGCAUACUGUAAAAGAGAAUGGCGGUAUAAUGACAGGAAAAGUUUUCAACAUGACCAGAAAUAUUCAGAUUUAGAGCAAAUCGCACACUGUACUGAGAAAGAAGUAGCUGUGAAACAGUUGCCAUGGAUAUCCUACCAUGUAAGGAGGAGGAGGAAGAGGAGGAGUGUGCUGCGAUGGAGUUGAAGCAAGCAGUUGAUCCUGGCAUCCAGUCUUCAGGACGUGACAACGACAUGAUCACUACACAUUACGGCUUCUCUGGAGAAUCCAGUGAUGAGGAUGAUUACACAAUAACUGUCGGAAAUGAGGAUUGUGUGUGCUGCGUGUGUGGAGAGCAGUUCCCCUUCCUAGAUCAACUGAUGGAACACUUUAAGACACACAAAGAUGAAGUGUGCUGUAACCUAUGUCAGACGAAUUUCAGCCGCGCAAUUUCCCUGGCAUUACACUUAAAGUACGCACAUCCUAGGCACGACCUCUUCUGUACGGUCUGUCAAGCCCCUUUUGUAAGCACGUGGCAUCUGAAUGAGCAUCUGGAGAAUCAUCAGAAGGAACUAACAACACAUAAGGAGGAAGUGGAGUUAGUGGAUGUCAAACCUUUGAUUGAAAUGAUUGACACUGAUGACAUCAUCGAGUCCAUUAGCAUCCAGAGCUGGGGCAGUAUGUUUUUGCAUGAUCAUUCAUAUUGUCUGCCUGGACAUUUGAAUGUGUCUCACAGUAAAGCGAUUCAAGUUCAAACUCGCACUUGCAUCAGGAAAUGUAAUGACAUUGUUAAAUGUUUGCCUAUGGACUCUUUAUCUAAAGGUGCACAGCAGGGUAGCAGCAGUUAUUUUACGGUGACAAGCCAGCAUGUGAAGAUUGUCUUUAAUAAAGAAGCCCAAAACAAUUCCCCCAGCUCUUCACGUUCAUCAUCUCCCUCAGGCCAAUCAGAGUCAGCUUGUGAGGAGGAAUACGUGAUACCAGGGGAAGAAGAAAGCACUGAUACUGCUGCUGAGGAAGAGGAUGAUGCUCUGCAUUCUGGAGACACGGAUUAUAGCCUCGAUGAAGACCUGAGCUCCGACUCGGAAUUUUCUACAGGUUUUAACACUGAUAACUCGAAGAGUAGUUUGGAAAGCUGUCACGAGAAGACACAUGCAAAUCACAGUACGAAUGCAGAGUCAUUUACCUGCUCAGAAUUAUUAGAGUCUAAGACUCUUCCAACUUCGCAGAGCGAUUGCUCUGAUGUCAAAUUUGAAUCUCAGACUCUUUCAAUUUCUCAGACAAAUUCGUCCACCAUCAAAUUGGAGCCUCAGACUCUUCCAGUUUCUCAGACGGAUUCCUCCCCAAUCAAAUUUGGUUCUCAGACCCCUCCAACAUCUCAGACAGACUCAUUCACCAUCAAAGUUGAGUCUCAGACUCCUCCAACAUCUCCGACAGAGUCCUCCGCCAGCACAUUUGAGUCUCAGACUCUUCCAACUUCCAGGACAGAUUCAUCCACCAGCGCAGGGAAGAAUGGGAAUGAUUGUGAGAAAAAUCCAACUUUUUCGUGUCGUAUGUGUAAGGAGGAAUGUAAAAAUAGAGAUACACUGCUUAAACACAUUGCUAAAAAACAUCCCACUGCUGUUUAUAUCUGUGAAGGCUGCUUUAACACAUUUCCCCAGCAGGAUGCUUUCCAGAGGCAUGCCUGUUGGAAAAGACCUACAGGCCAAAUGAGCGUUUUGCUAGCCACCCCAGGAACACCGUUACCUUCUCCUGCAGUAGCCUCUACAAAGCUUAGUCAAAACUUAAAAAUCACAAACUUAGUCCCCAGUGUGACACCUGUUACUAAAAUUUGUGAAACUGUUGGUCAAACUGUAACAACGCUGCCGCAAACAACUGUCCCAACACAGACCAGACCUUUUGGCCCAGCUAAGUUGACUGAUUUACAUCCACAAGCUGUGACUCCACCACCAACUCUUGUAAGGCCCCAUUGCCCUCCUAGUAUUCCAGUGGCACGACCUAAUGUUCCUGUUAAUUCACCCUCCAUAGUGCGUGCCUCCUUUCCCAACCAAACCAUGACGACAUUGGUCGGAAUACGAAAUUUCAAUCCGUCUCUUCAAACUUGGAACAAAAUUGUUGUAUCCUUUUCGCCCACUGUGCCCAAUUUCUCCGCACCCAUUCUAGUAUCAGGCAACAGUAAUAAGUCCAUGCCUGCUCCAAAACUUUCUCAGUUACCUGGGAAUCCUCCUGUUAAUUCAUCCUCCACAGUGCGUCCCUUCUUGCCCAACCAAUCCAUGACGACAGUUCAUAUUCCUAAGCCUUUCAAUCCGUCUCCUCAAACUCAGAAAAAAUUUCUUGUAACUCUUUCACCAACUGUAAAUGGUCCUGCCCCUAUUCAAGUAUCAGGCAACAGUAAUAAGUCCAUUCCUGCUCCAAGACAGAAAUUUGUAGCUAAUAUUACACCUUCUCAGUUACCUGGGAAUAUUCCUGGUCAUUCGCCCUCCAUAGUGCGCACCUCCUUGCCCAAGCAAUCUACGACGACCAUUUGUCAGAACCAAAUUGUUGGUUCAUUUUCGCCCACUGUGCCCAAUUUCUCUGCACCCAUUUCUGUAUCAAGCAACAACAACAAGUCCAUACCGGCUUCGAAACCUCUUACGUUACCUGCAAAUGCCCUCGUGACUCACGUGUCCUGUCCGACUCUGGUAAGCGCCCUUCUACAGAAGAACCAGCUUAAGGUUUCUUCGCACACAUCAUCUGCCAAGGUCCAGGAUCCUACUACCGGCUCCCUUAAAGCAGUGGCCAUGUCUCGGAGCAAACGCAAGGAUUUAGCUCCGAAAAAAACCUGGCGCUCAAAGUCUAUCUUCCCCUGUCGUCAUUGUGGUGCUAUCUCAAGACAACCCUCACUAAGGCUACGUCAUCGCUACUUACGCCAGCGGUCGCGGUUAUAUAGAUGCAAGUGUGGAAGCUCAUUUCAGCGGCAGCUUCAUUUACUGAGGCACCAGGUACAGCACGCAGAGUCUGUCCGGUUUGUUUGUGCAUGCUGUGGAAGUACAUUCAAUGGGGCACAUGAAUUGGCGAGGCACAAACAAGGGUUAAAGACUAAGCAUAGACAAUAUGCUAAAAAACAAUGCAUAUCAGCGUUUGAUUGUAUCUGUGGCAAGCUGUUUGCAAGACCCUCUGCUCUAUUGUGGCACAUGCUUAAAAAUACAAAAUCCCUGAAACACACACACAAAAAACAUGGUGGAUCAAAUGAACCUGCCUCUGCUGUUUAAACCAGAUGUGUGAAUGAGAACUUGAGGAGGUUCGUUAUUUAAUCUUUAAUUUUCUGUGUUUAUCUUUCUUCACUUUUGGAUGUCUGUAUACGUUUUGGUGGUGGAUCCUAUUUGAUGACUGAAGAUUGAAAGUAAAAUGUAUAAUCGUUUCAAAAAGUGAUACUUUAACACCAAUAGUGCAUUUUAUAGAGGUACUGGUAUUUUUGUUUUACCUUUAGCCUCUGUGGUGAAUGUUGUACAUAUAGUUAAAGAUGAUGAAAGAGAAGUGUUCUGAGUUUUGCAUUUAUUUGAUUUAUAAACUAUAAUAGUUAAAAUGGUUUCUGUCUUACAGUACACAUGUGAUUGACUCUAAUCAAUUUGUAAUAAAAACAAUACACACACAUACAGAGCAUUUCAACAUUUGUUGCUCUUUUUUUUUUAACUUUAAUCGUUUUUCAUACAACACAAAGUUCUUUUAACAUGAGAUGGUUUGUUAAAAUGUGCAAAAAUAAUGCUGUAAACGUUUCUCAUUCAUUUUCAACCAGCUCUUUAUGUUGAUUUCACAAUUUAAUCAACUUUAAUCAAAAGCAAUCAAAUGGUUUGCUUUACUGUGUUUGCUUUAAAGCUCCUUUAUAAGCAGCAACAGUUAAUGAUUGGUGAAAUAAUGAGUCAGGUGC
Molecule: messenger RNA, 3972 nt
Organism: Paramisgurnus dabryanus
Lineage: Eukaryota; Metazoa; Chordata; Actinopteri; Cypriniformes; Cobitidae
Source: RefSeq, a predicted model, not a curated record